CCGCGGUGAGGCGGGCGGGCGGGAGGCAGCGCGGGCCUUAGCGGUCGACCGCCACCGAGCGUCGUCUGGGCACUGCCCGUCGCCGAGCCACACGCCGUGCCGGCUCGGGCCGGCGCGCGCCGGUCCCGGAGGCGCAGGCCACCUUCUUGAAAUCAUGAAUCCUGUUUAUAGCCCUGGGUCUUCUGGGGUCCCCUAUGCAAAUGCCAAAGGAAUUGGAUAUCCAGCUGGUUUUCCUGUGGGCUAUGCAGCAGCACCUGCCUAUUCUCCUAACAUGUACCCUGGAGCGAAUCCUACCUUUCAAACAGUGCUGGAGAUUGAACCCAGGGUCUUGCACAUGUUAGGCUACACUCCUGGCACACCUUACAAAGUGUCCUGUUCUCCAACCAGCGGAGCUGUUCCACCAUACUCCUCUUCCCCCAAUCCUUACCAGACGGCUGUGUACCCAGUGAGAAGUGCCUACCCCCAGCAGAGCCCAUACGCCCAGUUGUCUCUGUUUUCCCCACAGCAAGGCACGUACUACACACAACCUCUGUAUGCAGCACCUCCUCACGUCAUUCACCACACCACAGUGGUGCAGCCCAAUGGCAUGCCAGCAACAGUCUACCCUGCUCCCAUCCCUCCUCCUAGAGGCAGUGGGGUCACCAUGGGCAUGGUUGCUGGGACCACAAUGGCCAUGUCAGCAGGUACCCUGCUGACUGCUCAUUCUCCAACUCCUGUAGCCCCUCACCCGGUCACUGUCCCCACAUACCGAGCCCCAGGAACACCCACCUACAGCUAUGUGCCCCCACAGUGGUGAUUGCCCUGCAAAUUAAUAUUUGAGGAUGGAGCUGUGCAGUCUUCAUUGAGUUCCACAGCUGGUGCUGCAGGCCUUGUGCCUCCAACCAGGACUUUCUUCUUACUGCUCCGACACUUAGCUAAACAUGACUGCGCCCCAGCCCAGCAGGUCCCAGCUCGCUAGUCUCCAACUAACUCUGGGUUGGUUUUAAAGCAAAUCCUGUUUUGUGGACUGCCUGGCAAAUUUUUUAGCUAACUGUAAUGAUAAAAAGGGAGUAUUACUCUAUUCUGAAUCAUAUCUAGUUGAAUGCAUGUUUAUAAAAACAAACAAAAACAAAGCUUGCUCAAUCUACCUGCAGUGACUGAUGCAAAACCAUCAUAUGCAAAACCCAAAGGACUGGAUCACAUUCCCAGCCUGUCACUCAUGCACCUCUGUGAUGUACGCUGAGUCUCAGUUACACUCGUGCAAGGGAUGUCCUCACUGAAGGGUGGGGAGUGCUGGAGGGGACUCUCAGGGUGCUGGGGUUGCCAGGUAUGGACACAGACUUGUAGCUUUCAGCAGUCUGUUUUUUUGGCACUGACUGACUGAUCCUGAAGGGAGCCGCAGGGACUGGGGGAGAGAGAAAGAGAGCGCACGCCUGCAGCAGCUCCAGACAACAGCAGCAGCAGGGAUAAUGGGGUCCCUCUCCAUUUCAGCUGGAGUGUGCUCUGGAGAACAGGGAUCUACCUGAAACUUAUCAGGAAAUAUAGGAGCUUGGUGACCAGUCCAGCUGGGGUGAAGAGUGGUCUGUGUGUCAGAGCAGGGUCUGCCAUCCGAGUUUCCUCUGUAUGUCUUACAGGAUAAUGUUCUGUGUAUCUGUUGGGACUGUUGGGAAAGUCCAUUAUAGAAGUAAACUGUCUUCCUAGGAGGGAAGAUGUCAAAGAGAAGCAGCCACACUGAGGCAGUGUUGUCUUUUGCUUUAAUUUGCUUAGGGAACCAUUCCCCUCCCCCCCCCCCCCCGAGAAUAUUUGAGUCAGCUAAAGACACAGGCACUGCUGUAUUCUCCCACAAAGAUUUCAGCUGUGUGUUGUGGAGAGUGUUGUACAUUUAAGACUGGUUACAAGGGAAUAAGUGUAUUUUUAAGUUAGUUCCUCAUGUUUCUUGUAGAGAAGCAGAGCUGUGAUUAUGUCUAAAAAUGUAGAAAUAAUGUAGCUUGUCUUGGGGUCAUUCACCUGAGGCUGACCUCUCUGACUAGCGGGGUGAGGCCUGGGAAGCCUGCAUAAGUGGUUUGUGAGCCUCUUUUGUUGCCACUCUCUUCUGUCACUGAAGGCACUCAGUACCAAGCAGAUGUGAAAAGCGGAAAGGGCCAGGCAGUUCAGGAGUGCGUUUGCUUGGAAGGUUCUGUGGUGGGAAAGAUUUUGAGUGUGUACAUGAGAAAUCACAAGGGUUCCUUUUGCCUGAAUAUGCCUGACUUGAAUCUGUGAGAGUGUUUCUGUUCAGUGUGGGUCAAAGGGGCAGGGCCUGAGGACCUCUCUGGGGUCUGUCAAUUGGGGGUGAGUUUUGCAUCUUUUUCAGCCCCAUUGAAUUGCUGGGGCUUUGGUUGGAAGGGGUGCUUGUCUCUGGUAGCUAAGUCAGGGCUUCCGUGUUGGUAUAGAGGUCGCCACAGUGGCAGUCAACUUGGCUAGAGGAUGGGUCACCUGAAUAUGGAACCUUUGGUGACCUUAUUUUUAUAGUAAUGCUCUCCAUAAUUUUUUUUUAAGCAUUUUAUUUUUUGAGAAGUUUAGGAAGAUUACUGCAUGGAUCAGUGUGAACAGAAGAUUCCUCAUUCCUUAUGUCCAUGAACAUAGAAAGUUUAUGGAUGAGUAUGUUUAAUUGCCUCGUGAGCACUUAUGAGUGAGUGUGUGUGUGUGUGUGUGUGUGUGCGCGUGCGUGCGCGCGCGCGCACGAGCGCGGGCAUGUGCGUGUGUGCUUGGAUGUGCAUGUGCAUGGGGAGAGGGGUAGCACAAGAAAGCACACAUUGCACAGAGAUAGACAUUUGCUGUAGCACGCAGCCUGCAUCCGUGCUUCCGUGUUGGGAUCCCAUCCCUGUGGUGGAUCAUGUGCAGUGUUGGGAGUUCUAAGUUUUCCCUGGACACAUCAGACAGAAGGUGACUAAUCCCAGGUGAAUAAUCACAGCUCUUUAUAACAAAUGUACCUGUGAUUUUCAUGUGUUUGAAAAAGUUCCCUUUAUCCAUCCCCAACUAAACAUAGCUAUCUCCCUGCCUGGAAAGGGUAGAGUUGUUUGCCUGCAGCAGAAAGUUACCAAGACUUUGGGUCUGCUUGCAGCAGCACACAGUGUGUGUAUCCACAGGCCCUGAGUUCUCAAGAGAGAGGGAGGGGCUGUCGCCCUCCUGAUCACAUCAGCUUCACACACUUGCCCUGGAACUGUUGAAAUGGAGUGAUUGUCAAACACCUCUGUAGUAUACAACUCACCUGGGUGCAAAUCGUGUCUGUUUUGAAGCUAUCAGGUCAUCACUAUGGAAUCUGCUUGUGAGAGAUCCGUACCAGGUGAAAAUCUGGAUAUAUGGAUGGUAGUGAACUGUCACAGGUGGUGACUUUAACAACAUUCAGUUUCAGUAAAAUUAAGGAACAGGAUUGGGUCAGUAUUCUAUUACAUGGCUGCACAGGUAUCCCAAAACAUUGAGGAACAUUCCAAGACAUUGUGCUUUCUAUGAGUGUGACAUUCCAUUCCUGACUAGAGUCCUUCAGCUGAAUUGACAGGCAAGCAGAGCAUCUGAUCCCUAUGGACACUGACAUCGCUGUUAAGGGUGUGUGUGUGUGUGUGUGUGUGUGUGUGUGUGUGUGUGUGUAUGUAUGUAUGUAUGUAUAUGUACUCAAGCUUAUGUUCUGCUGUAUGUAUGUAUGUAUGUAUGUAUGUAUAUGUACUCAAGCUUAUGUUCUGCUGCUGUCCCUGAGGCUAGGGGGCUUCCUUCCUCGGCUGCUGCUGAUUGCAGUGUGGCGUUGUGGAGUAUUGGAACCUAUGAGCUCCUUGACUCUUGAGAAGCAAACCCACCAUCAGAAUUGGGUCAGUUAGGCUACAGGCAUGGAAGUGGCCUCGGGAACUGUUGUCUCUGUGUUGUGGUCUUCCUGAAAGAACUGUUGAGUGGCUGUUGACUACCAGUUGCCAUUCCGAGUAGCAGCUUGUGAGUGUUUUGCAGAGGCAGUGUUUGCAUUGGUUGUUGAGUGUCCUACCUUUCUUUAGCCAUGUACCUGGUGUGUUUUGUUGUUUUGAUGGAACAGGAGGCUGGAGGAGCAGACUGAUGUUUUUAUGGUACAGUGAGAGGAGAGUCAUUCUCCAGGAGCGGGAGGCUUGAGCUUCCUGGCUUCUGAUUCAACCUUUGAGUGUGCCCAUGGUUGGGAGAGGCUGGCAAGCACCAGCUUUACACAGUGGGGCUGUCUCAGAUUUCCUUAGUUCUCCUUCUGAAUAUUAGAGUUUAGUAUUGCUGUGGGGCCACCUUCUUUCAGCAACUGGCAUCUGUACUUGUGGUCUAUCUGGCAUUGCCGGGUGGCGCAGGACCUCCCAGGGUGCAGUGGCAAGUGUGGCAGCUACUGGUCCUUUCCUCUGGUGCUUUGAGGGUUGCGGAGGGCAAGCGUGUAGCAGAGCUUCCUCUCAUGUCCAGCACACCUCCCAGGGUUUGUUUCCUGAGUUGCUUAUUCCUGUCCUGUCUUCUGUACUUGAUGGAGUGAUAAUGUGGUCUCAGUAGAACAGUAAGUAACAGUGCUUCCCCGUGUCUUAACGGAGUCUUCUCUUCCCUACCCCUCCCUGUUCAUGUGAAGAACAGAAAGCCUGCAGAAUAAAUCUGACUAGAAUCAUGGCAUGGGAGGCAGCAGCUUUUCUGUCCAAGGACUGCACUAGCUGCUCGUGAGAUGUGAGGGCCUGGUUGGGUAUACAGGCAGUUCCCAGGGAGGGCAGUGGUUGCGUCUGGUGCAGACUGUGGGCAGUGUAAUAGAGCAUUUGGGACAGACUGGGGGCUGGCUCCCAGCAGGGUUACUGUGGCAGCCGGAGGCCCCAAAGAGCCUGAUAGGCUGUGACCAAACAGAAAAGGUUCUUUUUUUUAAACUUUUUUUUUUAAAUACUCUUUUUUACACUGUUGUUGGUACUUUUUUUAUGCUUAAGUCAGCAUUGUCUUCCAGUGUUAAAGGCAUCCCUUGCCUCUUCAUGGAACUUAUGUGUCAGAACAAAGGGACGGACACUGUCCAUCCCAAGCCAGUUCAAUUAGAUGUAAAUUCACACGGCUUUAAUUUUCUAUGCAGUCUGAUGAGUAGAUGAGCUCAGAUUUAAACCCUUAAAAGCACGUUUAUUGUAGCCAGAAUUGUUAUGUAAUUAAUACUGCAGUUUUCAAUAAAGAUUGACUUGUGUUGCA
Molecule: messenger RNA, 5157 nt
Organism: Mus pahari (shrew mouse)
Lineage: Eukaryota; Metazoa; Chordata; Mammalia; Rodentia; Muridae
Gene: Fam168b
Product: family with sequence similarity 168 member B
Exons: 8
Coding region: 155-796 (213 amino acids)
Source: RefSeq, a predicted model, not a curated record